Molecule: messenger RNA, 1582 nt
Organism: Scheffersomyces stipitis CBS 6054
Lineage: Eukaryota; Fungi; Ascomycota; Pichiomycetes; Serinales; Debaryomycetaceae
Gene: ERG13
Product: hydroxymethylglutaryl-CoA synthase
Exons: 1
Coding region: 92-1435 (447 amino acids)
Biological process (GO): ergosterol biosynthetic process; acetyl-CoA metabolic process
Molecular function (GO): hydroxymethylglutaryl-CoA synthase activity
Source: RefSeq, a predicted model, not a curated record
CACAUCGGAUUUCAAAUUCUACACUCUUUUCUUCAGUGGCGAUUUUGGUUGUCUUUUUGCUUCUUUUGCUUCACUUUCUUUAACAAUUCACAUGUCUCCACAGAAUAUCGGUAUUAAGGCCAUUGAGGUCUACAUUCCAACCCAGGCUGUCAGCCAGUCUGAGUUGGAGAAGUUCGACGGCAUUCCUGCUGGCAAAUACACCAUUGGCUUGGGCCAGACCAACAUGGCCUUCGUCAACGACAGAGAAGACAUCUAUUCGCUCUCACUUACAGUCUUGUCCAAGUUGAUUUCUAACUAUAAGAUCGACACCAACAACAUCGGUCGUUUGGAAGUAGGCACUGAGACACUUUUGGACAAGUCCAAGUCUGUCAAGUCUGUGUUGAUGCAAUUAUUUCCAGGCAACAACGACAUCGAAGGUAUCGACACUGUUAAUGCAUGUUAUGGUGGUACCGCUGCUGUGAUCAAUGCCCUCAACUGGAUCGAAUCAUCCUCGUGGGAUGGUAGAGACGCUAUCGUCGUCGCUGGUGACAUUGCUAUCUACGAUAAGGGUGCUGCCAGACCCACUGGUGGUGUUGGUUCCGUGGCUCUUUUGAUUGGUCCAGAUGCUCCAAUUGUGUUUGAAUCUACUCGUGGUUCAUACAUGGAACACGCCUACGACUUCUAUAAGCCUGACUUCACUUCUGAAUAUCCCGUUGUUGAUGGCCACUUCUCUUUGGCUUGUUAUGUCAAGGCUCUUGACCAAUGUUAUCGUGCCUACUCCAAGAAGGUCACCAAGGAUGCCACCAAGACCGUUGGACUCUACAACCACUUCGAUUACAAUGCUUUCCACGUUCCUACCUGCAAGUUGGUGUCCAAGUCGUACGCCAGAUUGUUGUACAACGACUACAUAGCAGACCCAACCAAAUUUGCUGAGACUAUCGAUGAAGCUACCAGAACUGCUCUCGACAGUUUGACCUACGAGCAGUCAUUGGUCGACAAGAACUUGGAAAAGGUAUUUGUAGGCUUGACUAAGCAAGAAGCUAAAUCCAGAUUGGAACCUGCUCUCACGGUACCUACCAACACCGGUAACAUGUACACGGCCUCUGCCUGGGCCUCGUUGUCCUCGUUGCUUUACUUCGUUGGCUCUGAGAAAUUGCAGGGCAAGAGAGUCGGAAUCUUCUCCUACGGUUCCGGUUUGGCCUCUUCGUUGUUGUCUGUUGUGGUCAAGGGAGAUAUCUCUGCCAUCACUACUAACUUGAACUUUGACUACAAGUUGGGCGAAGGAAGAAAGAUUGAAUCCCCAGAACAGUACAUCGCUGCCAUUGCCUUGAGAGAAAAGGCUCACUUGCAAAAGUCCUUCAAACCUACUGGUUCCAUCGACAACUUGGCCAAGGGUACCUACUACUUGGUUGAAGUUGACGACAAGUUCAGAAGAAGUUACGAUGUUAAGAACUAGAUCUUCUGAACCGUUUCAUAGUACUCAUCAUGGCAUCUGUUAAAUCUUGUACUAUAUAUUUGCUAGCAUAUCGUUCCAUCGUCUCGCUAUUCUUUUACUUCGAUAUAUUCUACUUGUCCUUAGCUAUUUAAUAAUAGAACAACUCAG